AUGGUUCCUAUUAAUCCCAUUAUCCCACCGCGAUCUCUACAUCUUCCUCGAGCCAUCGACAAUGACUCACUUAUACUCCAAGGUGUCCUUGGUAUUGGAGCAUAUGGCUCUGUCCAUAGAGCGAUCGAUAUACGCUCUGGUCUGAUGCGCGCGGUCAAAUGUCUUAGUAAGAGAAAUCCCGAGAUGCACCUCACCUUGGGAUAUCAAGAAGUAGAACUCCAUGCAAAGGUUUCUGGCCAUCCUAACAUUGCAACACUCUAUGGUGUCAUUCAAGAUGAGGACCUUUUGUACAUGGUCCUUGACUGUGGAAACGAGGGUGAUCUUUUUAAUGCCAUCACUGAACGUGGAGGCUUCUUUGGUGAGGAUGCUCGUAUCAAGUCAAUAUUCUGUCAGAUCGCACAAGCGGUCGUAUAUUGUCAUUCAAAAGGCGUAUUUCAUCGAGAUCUCAAGCCAGAAAACAUUGUAAUGUUCGGCAACUCUGUAAAACUGGUAGAUUUCGGUCUGGCCACAUCCGAACGAAUUUCCAGUGAUUUUGGCUGUGGCUCUACCUUUUACUUGUCCCCUGAGUGCCAAGGAGGGUUUAACAAAGCCGUCGAGUUUUAUGAUAGCGCGGCGAACGAUGUCUGGUCCCUUGGUGUGAUCUUGAUCAACCUUGUGUUCGGUCGUAAUCCAUGGAAGCAAGCAUGUGCCAAGGACGAAACGUUUAUGUCCUUCGUGCUGAAUCCCGAUAUUUUACAAACCAUCUUACCCAUGACGGAUGAGAUGAACGAGAUCAUCAAGGCCGUCUUUCAUCUCGAUCCAGCAAAGCGUAUCAAGUUACCUGAACUCAUCGCUCGUGUACAGGCCUGCAAGUCAUUUAGUACAAUGACAAGUACGGGUAUGAGCACGGGUACGGGUACGGGCGCCACCGUCGUUACCGGUCAUGGUACGGUUCCGGCAGUAGCAUGUGCCAAUGCUAGCGUUUUAGCAACACCAACGACACCACCGAUCGGAUCUUGUGGUGAUGUAGAGCAAAGCCAAGAUUCGGGUAUAGGCCUCCAUACAUAGGCAUGCAGGCGGAGCAUAGUAAAAACCGAUCUGAGCAUAAGGAGCAAAGAGAAAGAUGAAAAGAAAGGAGAAGAAAUGAAGAAAAAUGAAAAGAAAGAAGGAGGAGAAUGCGAGAGCACGAAAGGUGUGUGUUGUUGUGUGUGGG
Lobosporangium transversale is the source of this 1192-nucleotide messenger RNA. Its product is annotated as kinase-like domain-containing protein. Bases 1 to 1047 code for a protein of 348 amino acids. Lineage: Eukaryota; Fungi; Mortierellomycota; Mortierellomycetes; Mortierellales; Mortierellaceae. Gene Ontology annotation, molecular function: ATP binding; protein serine/threonine kinase activity. The record is from RefSeq and is a predicted model, not a curated record. The transcript has 3 exons. Gene Ontology annotation, biological process: intracellular signal transduction; protein phosphorylation.